AUGAGACCUCCAAUACCCGUUACUACCGAUAUUGAUCCCCUAUUAUUAUUAAUUGAUGAUGCUGUUGUGGCUGGUUGGAAUAAUGAAGGUUUACCAUCAGAUCGCAUGUCAACUGAAAAUGCAACAAUUCUAACGUGUUGUGAAAGAUGGCCGUUAAUGAUUGAUCCGCAAUUACAAGGUAUAAAAUGGAUUAAACAGCGUUAUGGUGAUCCUCUCCAAGUCAUUCGUCUUGAUCAAAAGCAAUAUUUGGACAAAACUGAACAAGCAAUAGUAGCCGGUGAUGUGUUGUUACUCGAGAAUAUUGAUGAAUCAAUUGAAGCUGUAUUAGAUCCAUUAUUAGGAAGAAAUACCAUCAAGAAAGGACGGGCAAUUAAAUCGAGAGAUAAAGAAAUCGAAUACCAUCCAGGAUUCCGUCUAAUAUUGCAAACUAAACUGGCUAAUCCUCAUUACAAACCCGAAAUGCAGGCCCAAACAACAUUGAUUAACUUUACCGUUACCAAAGAUGGUUUAGAAGAUCAACUCUUAGCUGAUGUUGUAGCUAAAUUUGACGGUGAACUAUAUUUGGCUCCUGGUUUUCUAAUCCCUCCUUCAACAGAUUAUAAAGGAUAUCAUCAAUAUAUCGACGAAUUUAUACCUCCUGAAAGCCCCAAUUUAUACGGUUUACAUCCACAUGCUGAAAUCGAUUUUUUAACAACAACAUUCGAAAAUUUAUUCAAAACUGUCUUAGAAAUGCAGCCACGGGAUGCAGGUGAAGGUCAAGCAAUGACAAGAGAAGGAAAAAUUAAAUCAAAAUUAGAUGAAAUUUUAGAUAAACUACCCGAUGAAUUUCCUGUUCGAGAACUAUAUGCUAAAGCCGAAGAGAAGACUCCGUACACUGUCGUAGCACUACAAGAAUGUGAAAGAAUGAGUUUAUUAACACGAGACAUGAGACGAUCAUUGAAAGAACUCAAUUUGGGAUUAAAGAUAAAUUCUUUAUUCAUAAUGCCAAAAGGUUAUGAGUUUUCUCAGGAAGUAAAACAAUUAAUGUUUCAUAUUAUUAAUUUUGUUGAAAGUGGAAAGAAUGAUCCAGUAAUUCCUCUCUACAAUGUGAACGAUCGUCUUGUCAAAAUGUUUGGUAUUUCUGAAAGAUCUGUCCGCAGAUUAAAGCAGGAAUUUCAACAGUUAAGAUAG
This is a messenger RNA of Didymodactylos carnosus, 1170 nucleotides long. The record is from the annotation of a GenBank genome assembly. Lineage: Eukaryota; Metazoa; Rotifera; Eurotatoria; Philodinida; Philodinidae.